Messenger RNA from Bacidia gigantensis, 1059 nucleotides. RefSeq lists its product as uncharacterized. The record is from RefSeq and is a predicted model, not a curated record. The transcript is spliced from 2 exons. Lineage: Eukaryota; Fungi; Ascomycota; Lecanoromycetes; Lecanorales; Ramalinaceae. The coding region runs from base 1 to 1059 and encodes 352 amino acids. Gene Ontology annotation, molecular function: kinase activity; ATP binding. Gene Ontology annotation, cellular component: cytoplasm.
AUGGAGAAGGUAGAAAGGGCGCAUUAUUCUCCGCCGUGGGCGGAUACCAGCAUCAUUGGCGUCGCCGGCUCAUCCGGUAGCGGAAAGACGUCUCUAGCCGUCGAGAUUGUUUCCGCUCUAAAUUUGCCUUGGGUCGUCAUUCUCUCAAUGGACUCAUUCUACAAAGCGCUCACUCCGGAAGAAAACGCAAAAGCACAUCAGAACGAAUUUGAUUUCGAUGCUCCUCAGGCUAUCGAUUUUGAUCUCCUAACUGAGAAGCUUCGAGACAUCAAAGCUGGUCGCCUAAUGAAUGGAGAACCAGACAUCAUUGUCCCUCGUGGCAUUCAGAACCGCGUCGCCAUCGACAUGGUUGUUGGUAGAAUCCGGCAGACGCUAGAGGAGAAGUCCCGGCGACACCAAGCCGACCUCGAACAUCUUGGAAAGCAAGCCGAAGAUGAGCCACUCUCCGGAAAUGUGGCCAUCGUAAAUCACACCAUUCAGGUCAAAGGAAUGAGCACCAUCCUUCAGGACCCUCUGACCGACGACGUGGAUUUUAUCUUCUAUCUCGACCGUCUCACCACCAUUCUUAUCGAGCAAGCACUCGAGCACACGCAUUUCGCUUCUUUUGAGGUUGAAACACCCCAAGGGAAGCACUACCAUGGCGUAAGAUCUACGGGCGAAGUGUCCGCUGUUGUCAUAUUGAGGGGUGGAUCCUGCAUGGAAACUGGCUUGAGGCGUGUAAUACCUGAGUGCAAAGCAGGUCGAAUGCUGAUUCAAUCCUCGUACCGGACUGGUGAACCUGAACUGCAUUUUCUGAAACUCCCCGCAGACAUUGCGAGGCAUGAUGUCGUGAUGCUGUUGGAUCCACAAAUGAGUAGUGGAGGCGCGGCGUUGAUGGCUGUGAAGGUUCUGGUGGAUCAUGGAGUUGAGGAAGAGAAUGUUGUUUUUGUGACAAUGUUCGCUGGCAGGAUGGGAGUGAUGAGGUUGUUGAGGGUGUUUCCUGGGGUGAGAACUGUGGUUGUCGAGCUGGGAGAGGAUGGAGUCGAGAGAUGGGUUGAGAAAAGAUAUUUUGGAUGUUGA